UCCCGGACAACCAUAUCAGCAAGGAGAAGGACACCCUCUGGUUCCGCCCUGCACUCCUCAAUGACACCGGGAACUACACCUGCAUGCUCAGGAACACCACGUACUGCAGUAAAGUAGCUUUCCCCCUGGAAGUGGUGAACAGAGACCCCGGGUCCUGUGUCAGCCAAGGCGUGAAGCCCGAGGAAGUCCUCCUGUACCUGAGCAGCACCAACGUCAACCUCACCUGCCCUGAUGUGGAAGGGUUUGCUCCGGCCAAUGUCCAGCUAAAGUUCCACUGGUUAAUGAACUGCAAUCUGGUGCACAAUUUCCCUGAGCGGAAGCCCUCUGGCGUCAACCUCACCUUCAUCAUUGUCCGCGAGAGCUAUGCGGGCGACUACAGCUGUGUCGCGACUUAUCGGGAGAACGGGCGGGAUUUCAACCUCACCAGGACCUUCAGGGUGAAGGUGGUAGCUCAUCCAUACAGUUCAACGGUUCCUCAGAUCAUCAUUCCAAACAGCCGGGUCAUCUAUGAACACAAGCCAGGCGAAGACCUGAGCCUUCUCUGCGAGGUCCAUUUCACCUUCUUGAAGGACUCCCCGCAGGAGGUCUGGUGGACCAUCGAUGGAAGGAGCACCGAUGAAGUCACCGACCUCAAGUUCAACGUCUCCCACACGGAGGAGCCAUUAACCAUUGGGAACGUGAAGGUGAAGAAGACCUUGUUUGUGUCGAAAGUGACGGAGAAGGACCUGAGGCGCAACUACACCUGUUUCGCCCACAACAAUAAUGGAACUUCUCAGAUGCAGGCUCUGGUGAGGAUGAAAGCUCUGGUUCCACGGUACACAGUGGAGCUCGCCUGUGGCCUUGGAGCCACCGUUCUGCUGGUGGUGGCCCUGACGGUCAUCUAUCACGCCUACUGGCUGGAACUGGUCCUCUUCUACCGGGCCCACUUUGGAACGGAUGAAACCAUCCUUGACGGGAAGGAGUAUGACAUUUACGUCUCCUACGCCAGGAACGCCGAGGAGGAAGAGUUUGUGCUCCUGACGCUGCGCGGGGUCCUGGAGAACGAGUUCGGGUACAAGCUGUGCAUCUUUGACAGAGACAGCCUCCCCGGGGGAAACAUAACGGAGGCCAUCUUCGACUUCAUCCAACGGAGCCGCAAGAUGGUGGUGGUGCUGAGCCCGGAGUACUUGCUGGAGAAGAGUGUCAGCAUGCUGGAGUUCAAGCUGGGCCUGCUGUGCCAGAACCACAUUGCCACCCGGCUGGUGGUGGUGGAGUACCGCCCGCUCCAGCGCUCCCACCCCAACGUCCAGCAGCUGCGGGAGUCGGUGCCCUUCGUGACCUGGAAGGGAGAGCGCUCCAAGCGGCCGGGCUCCAAGUUCUGGAAGGCCUUGCGCUUGGCCUUGCCCUUGCGCAGCCUGAGUGCCAUGGCAGGGGCCACCUGGAACGAGAGCUGCUCCUCCCAUUCGGACAUCAGCCCGGACCACGUCCAGAAGAAGAAGGGCCGCUUGAAAGGGCCCUCUGCUGCCUCCGUCCCACUGCCCCAGCCACAGGGGCCAGCCAUCCCCGUCCAAAGAGGGGUGGCCCCAUUGCCCAGGCUCAAAACCAAGGACCACGGCAAGCCUUUCCUGGCCUGCCGCUGCUGUGUGGCCUAUUGCAACGAGAACCAUCACAAACUUGGGGGCCACAACCAAACCGUGGCCAAGGCCAAGCGGGAGACACAGUUCUCCAGGCCGCUGGCUGGAAGCUGCGUGGGACGGAGAGUUUCCAACAGCGAGAAGCAGCCGCCUCCAGCCUCGCAGCCGCCUGAGCUCAGCCUCCGCCAUUACGCGGACUUGUCCAACAACAAUGACUUUUAUGUCCUCUAGCCAGCGCUUGGAACAUAAGUAUUGAAAUGCAUCUCAGUCCCUGCAUUCAGGGACAAAGGAAAGAGGGUUUGCCUCUGGUGAAGAGUGGCCUUUGGGGGAUAAGGAAAGGAAUGAAGAGAGCGAUGGACUGGCACCCAAAGGUGCCCAGGGAGCUUUCCAAAGAAUUCGGAGCAUCUGCUUCCUUCUAAAGAAGGUCUGCAAAUAGGAAACAUUUCCGAUCUUCUUUUAUGUUCCCAACCAGUGGCUGGAACAUAAGUGUGGAAACAGGUCUCCGUCCCUAGAGUCAGGAGGCUUGUUGACACUGACUGUUUGGAGUUGGGUUCAGAACCAGUUUGACAGCAGCUGUGCAAAUGAUCGCAUUGACAUGUCUGGGAGAGGUUUCAGGUCAGGAAGGAGAUGACAAUAACAUCAAAAUGGUGGGUUGUUGUAGAUUUUUCGGGCUAUAUGGUCAUGGUCUAGAGGCAUUUUCUCCUGACGUUUCGCCUGCAUCUAUGGCAAGCAUCCUCAGAGGUAGCGAGGUCUG
Molecule: messenger RNA, 2367 nt
Organism: Anolis sagrei ordinatus
Lineage: Eukaryota; Metazoa; Chordata; Lepidosauria; Squamata; Anolidae
Source: RefSeq, a predicted model, not a curated record